ACCUUCAACAUUCAGCUGUAUCGCUGUUUGAUAAAAAGAGGAAAGCAGACCUCGGAAGCAAACGUGGCUGUGAGUUACGAGAGGAUUCAUGCCGACUGAAAAUGACUGAAAUACAGAGAAGCACCAGGAACUCAACAGAUCUAAAAAAUGAGGAUGGAUAUGAAAUUUCUAUUCCAUUUGAAGACAAUAGUACGGACCGGUCUAGUUUCUACAACCAGAAUGACCAUGUGUUUGGUGUGACAGCUUCAGGCCAGCAUGGCCCCUGCAAUCCAUACCUGCUGAUCUCCAACCUUCGUGCCCAGCUGCACAUCUCUCUGGAGAAGAACUCCUGGCUACAGAAACGCAUUGAGGACUUGGAAGAGGAAAGAGACUUCCUGCGCUGCCAACUGGACCGUUUUAUAUUUACUACCAAGAGUCAGGAGAGAAAGGAUAUUCAACCUGAGGUAUUGCAGCAACCAACUCCGCAAAAGGCCCUCGCCAAGAGGCCCCCCACCUCUUCUCCUAUGCCCAUGACGACCCGCUCUGGUCAAAUCCCAACACGCAGCCUAAACAUAAAGCGGAGAAGACGAAGAGACGGCAGUGUCCAAGAUGAAGAAGAGGAGGAAGUGAUUGAGGCAGAAGAGUAUCUGGAAGAUGGUUAUCUUGAAGAGGAGCAGUUUGUAUCAAAUGAUGAUGAUGAUGACUCUGACAGCAAAAGCUCCAGAAGGAACAGGGUGAGGUCAAAUUGUGGGCAGAUGAGAGUGAAAAGAACUCGGGUGUUCCGCAUUGCACGUGGCAUGGAGAGACAAAGAGUGAAAGACCCUGCUGGAGUUCUGCUUCGCUACAAGAAGAUUUUGGUUACUUACCAGAAGUUGAAGAGCAUGUCCAGGGCUUUCCAGGUUCAUGGGGUUGACCGUAACACUGUAGCUUCCACCACUCCCAUUGCUGAGCUGCUCCUAGUUGCCCCAGAAAAAGUAGCAGAGGUUGGCGAGUUUGAUUCCUCCAAAGAAAAGCUUCUAGACUAUGCACGACGCUGCUACAAGACCCUUGAUGAGACUGCUCAUGCAAAGGUGCAGGCUUUGAAGAAAAACAACCUCCUACUGCCCAUCUCUUACAGAUUCAGAAACUGAGUCACCAAAAACAUCUCAUGAUGUUUGCUGAAGUGAGUCAUGGGCAGAGGAGCCAGUCAUUCCAAGGUUGCUCUUUAGAUAGUUCAGCAUCUAAACAAAGAACUUUACUGGGUUUGUUUUUUCUACCUCAGCUGUGUCUUAUUAUUUGGAGUGAAGUACAUUAAAAGUCCAUGGUUUAUGGUAUUGCUUCUGAUGCUGGUAUUUAUGUGAUUGUGAUUUAUGGAACAUGUAUGUGAUUGCUAAAUGCUUGAUUGUAAAAGAAGCAAUGAAAGUGCCGCUCCUUUUUGUGGUUUUUGAUUUGUGUAUGACCGAGUUCAUCCAAUUGAGACAGUAUGAGGUAGAAAUCUGAAUCAUAAAAUUGAUGGAGACAAUGUUGGUGAAGUGAUUGAGGGGGGGGGGGGAUGAGGAAAAAAAGUUUAUGAAAAAAGUCAGUCACUGUAUUUAAGGUCUAUCUAUAUUUUUGUACAUCUUUAUUAUUUGAGGAAAAAAAAUACUGCUAACUUCCUCACUCCCAGGACAAAUGUACAUUUUCCUGGCAAUAACACCCUUAAAGAUAAUUUUGGGAAUCUUGUGAAUUGUUCUGAUUUAUGUUUAUUAAAUGGGUAUUGAACUAAGUUUGAAGACAAGAAAAGAAAGGGUCGUUAUUCAAAAUGGAUAUGUUUACUACCACUUCAUCCAUUAACAAAUGUAGCUGGAAAGAAGGAAUAGCAGUUAUUCAUGUUGCUGUCUGAAUGAGUAGAUUAUAUAAAUGUCUAGCUUUCUCAGUUUGAUGAUACAUUUUUAGUAGCUGAUCUUGAAGUAGCUUGAUGCCCUCAGAUGGUAAAAAUAAGCAUGUUGAUCUACUCUUUUUGUUGUAUCGCUUACUCUUCGUAGCCACAUAUUAGUGUUGGGAGUUCAAUCAUGUUCAGCCCAGCAGGGUAAAAACCAGCAAUGACUGGUCUUGGUUCUGAGAAACUAUAAAGACACCAUAGUGUAGUUAUGCACUUCUGUUCAUGGAUGAUUCCUGUAAACUGAAACAGAUUUUAGUGAUAUAUAAUUUUUUUUUCCCCAUAAAUGGCUGCCUUAAUAUAUUACACUGUGUAAUAAUGGGUCGGUAAUCAUGUUCAUUAUUUGGGUUUAUGUAGAGAAUGCACUAUCCCCGUGACUUAUUUUUGUUUAUGCUUUUGAGCGCCUUUUCUUCUGAAGGGGAUUGAGAUGUGGGAGAUGUUUUAUUUUGCUUGUAUUGUUUGUAAUUUAUUUUAACCCCCUCCCACCCUAUGGUCUCAACUUCUACAGUGGUAAAAAUGUAUAACCUUGUCCAGUUAAGGUACUAGUACUUUGUAAAUUUCUGGUGGUCAUCAAAAGAUUUUUUGCACUACCCAUACUAUUGACAUUAAUUUUCUUUUCCCAUUUCUAUGGGACUGUUUCCUCAUAACAAGAUAAUUUAGCUAGGUGUAUAACUUGAAGCAAAGAUUCUUAUGAUAUAUAUACUUCAGACUCAGAACACAAAUAUUGUUUAUGGAUAAAGUGAGCAUGAAGUAAUGUUAAAGAAACAUACCAAAGUGGGCCAGCAAUAAGCAUUAUUUGACAAGAUUUUCAGUUAGGCAGCGUCUUAGAUGGGGCUGAGCGCAAAUCUAUUAUUCUUUUAAUUCAGAUAAUCCAUCAAAUAGAGUCCUGCCAUGUUAAACAUUUUGGUGGGUAAUCCAUAAUCCUGGAUUCAGUUUUGGAUGGCCUUCAUUUGAAGACCAAGUUUGUAAUUCUUGGUGGUGUCUGAAUCCAAAGCCAAAAUCAUCAUUUUCAAAUCAUAACAUAACCAAGUUCCCUCUCUCCAGUUUUUGAAUCCAGUAAGGUAUUUUAUGAAUCAGGAGUGCGUGAUUCACCAUGUCAACUAAAUGUUUUGUGUUUUCAGUAAGAAUACCUUACUUCUGCACUCCUCACUCUGUUGCUUUUGGCUUGCUUGGAUAACAGAAACUGGUUGUGAAAUGACCCCAACUUCUUUGCUUGUAUUAAUGGGUAGAGAGAGUGUGGAGGGUGAGUGUAAAGCAGUGUUUCAAAUGGGCUUCAGGAAAGCAUAUAUAACAUUCCUUUGCUUAGAUUCAUGUGAUCCUAUUUUUUCUCACUUCUGAAAGUAUCUAUAACUGCAAAGCUG
Electrophorus electricus (electric eel) is the source of this 3237-nucleotide messenger RNA. It is a transcript of the gene ccdc106b, whose product is annotated as coiled-coil domain containing 106b. Gene Ontology annotation, cellular component: nucleoplasm. The record is from RefSeq and is a predicted model, not a curated record. NCBI's taxonomy places the organism in Eukaryota, Metazoa, Chordata, Actinopteri, Gymnotiformes, Gymnotidae.